This is a messenger RNA of Cyclocybe aegerita, 765 nucleotides long. NCBI's taxonomy places the organism in Eukaryota, Fungi, Basidiomycota, Agaricomycetes, Agaricales, Hemipholiotaceae. The record is from the annotation of a GenBank genome assembly.
AUGUCGCAAGUCAAUGCCCUCGAAGCCUGCACCAAUGGCGAUAUCUCUGCAUUAACAACCCUCUUAUCAGACUCUUCCAUUACCAUAACCGACGAUUUUUUAUCCAACAUGCUCCACAACGCGGCGAUCAAUGGGAGGGACAAGAUCGUUCAACAUCUCCUCAAUUCAUACAGGCCAAACCACCUCGACGACAAAGUCUUUCGCGCAGCAGCAGCUAGCGACUCCAUAGAAACAUUCGAACUCAUCUAUAACAAGAAUCCAGCCUGUAUAGCCGAAUUCUACGAGCGAUACGGAACACUUCUUUCAAUCGCCCUUUGCGCAGCGGUGUCGAAGGAGUUUAUCAGAUAUCUGCUGUCAUUGGGAGCUGAUCCGAAUGCAACAUCCGCCGAUACAAUCACUCCUCUCGCAUAUGCAGCCUUCCAGUAUAAUUCCCCAGAAAUGGUCGAAUUCCUGCUUCAGCACGGCGCGCAAGUCAACGGAUCGUCAGCCUUAGCGGCUGCAGCUCAAAAAGGAUACCUCGCCACUGCAAAAUAUCUGCUAGAUCAUGGGGCAGACGUAAACGACCCCGGUAACUGGACGCAACCCUCAUUCCCGUUACACAUCGCAGUCAAGUAUGAUCACAAGGAGAUGGUCAAGUUUUUGUUAAGCAGCGGGGCAGACCUUGGAUUGCUCGAUGGAUCUGGGCAAACGCCCCUUGAUAUUGCACGGGAGGGAAAUAACACACAAAUUAUCAGCAUUUUGGAGGAAGGGAUAAAGCCAGUCUAG